Chroicocephalus ridibundus (black-headed gull) is the source of this 2825-nucleotide messenger RNA. RefSeq names its product septin 4 (gene SEPTIN4). The record is from RefSeq and is a predicted model, not a curated record. Gene Ontology annotation, biological process: cytoskeleton-dependent cytokinesis; intracellular protein localization; regulation of exocytosis. The coding region runs from base 699 to 2747 and encodes 682 amino acids. Gene Ontology annotation, molecular function: GTPase activity; molecular adaptor activity; GTP binding. NCBI's taxonomy places the organism in Eukaryota, Metazoa, Chordata, Aves, Charadriiformes, Laridae. Gene Ontology annotation, cellular component: synaptic vesicle; septin complex; septin ring. The transcript is spliced from 14 exons.
GUUGCUGGGGUCCGGCACAAGAGCAUUCAGGGCCCACUCUGCACCCGCCGACUCGCGGCUCCUGGCGCCUGUCCCAGCCCCAGCUGAUGCUUUGGGGUUUUUCAGCACUUUCCUGGAGAACGAAGCCCUUCUGUGGCCGAGUGACCCCGCGCCUGAGCUGCUCUGAUGCAUCUUGACAUGCAUCAAGGUGAAUCACCAUCCCGGGUGACCCCCCACAGUGACAGCUCAGGUGCCCUCCCUCGGCUCCUCCCGGGGCACUGUUAACCCUUUACCUCCCCAAGGAUGAGCCAGGGAAGCUGAGGCAGGACCUCUGGAGCUUCUGCCAGAGAUCCCUGUGGUGGGCAUCAUCCCUCCUUCUCCCAGCCAGACCCAGCAGGCAUAGCUGGAGCAGCAACUUGGAGCUGUGUGGGUUGUCAGGCACAAAAGUGUUUGAGUUUUCAAGCUGUCUUUUAUGGAAAAUUGGGUUUCUCUCCUCAAAGAGGGCUGGGGGCCUGCCAGGAUGGCUGCGGGUUACUCCAGGGUGGGGAGUGGGAGAGGAUCUGGUGUGCACUGGGAUGGAGGAGGUUUUUGUCCUGGGAUGGAGGUGAUUGCCAGGGCUGAACGUCCUCCUGGGCUGUAGCCAAGCUGUGUGCUCAGCCCAGGGGUGCUGGUGGUCAUGCAGUCCCCCAGGACCUGCCUUGCCGCCUCUCUGGCUAACGAUGCUUUGCGGGUCCUUCACGUCUCCACAACUGGGCAGGAGCUGGCCUUGGCUCUCCCUGUCUGUGCCCACCCCCCGCUGGUCCUGCCCCCCAGCACCCAAGAGGGGCCGUGCCUGGCUGCUGGGUGCCGUGGGCGCCCCAGCCCUGGUGCCUGCCUGGGGUGGAGUUAUGCUAAUGCUGCUCCCCAUCCCUCAGCUCAGCCGUGCCGCUCGGCAUCCUCUCCAGGACGCGGGCGACACCGGCUCUGCCAUGGCCACCUGCCCCGAGCUGCAGCCUGGGCAAGAGCCUUGCUGGGGGAUGCGCUUGCUGCGGGACCCCCGAGGAUGCGGUGCAAACCCACCCCAUGGCACAGCAUCACCGAGGCCAUCGCUUUCUCUGGGGAGGGGGAGCCCCGAAGGGCUGGAGCCCCCAUGGGAUGGAGCGGCAGCGGGGCCGGGAGCCCUUGGCAGUGGUGGCAUCGUCUCGCAUCCCUGUGCAGCCCCCAGUCGGGCUGUGCUGUGGUGGGGGCUGGUGCUGAGCCCCCACCCCAGGUCAAGGACGGCCAUGGGGUGUGUGGGGGUCCUGGCCACCUCAGAAGACCCCGAGGAGCGGCGGGGUGCCCAGGGGGAAGGUCCCCAUCCCUGUCCCCUGGAGCACCAGGAGCCAGCUGCCAUCCCCGCACCGCCAGCUAUAAAGCGUUUCCUGAAGGAGGACUCGGAGGAGGCUGAGUUGACCCAGUUCCUACGGGAUUGCCCACCGGCUGACAGCCCCAGGAAGGUGGAGCCCCCGGAGAGCCGGCGGGAGCCCGGCCACCCCCUCUGCGGCGUGGGCAGGGUCCCCCCUGACGAACCUGCCGACGAGAGGGACGCCAGGAUCUUCUCCCGGUCUCGGCCCUCGGAAUUCCAGCAGCACAUCGCCGCCCCCCCACCCCCCAGCCCCAACCGCCCGCGGAGCCCCUGGGGGCAGCUGGACCCCUACGACUCCUCCGAGGAUGACAAGGAGUACGUGGGCUUCGCCACGCUGCCCAACCAGGUCCAUCGGAAGUCGGUGAAGAAGGGCUUCGAUUUCACCCUCAUGGUGGCAGGGGAAUCUGGGCUGGGCAAGUCCACCCUGGUCAACAGCCUCUUCCUGACGGACAUGUACAGGGACCGCAAGCUGCUGAACGCUGAAGAGCGUAUCACGCAGACGGUGGAGAUCACCAAGCACGUGGUGGACAUUGAGGAGAAGGGUGUCAAGCUGCGCCUGACCAUCGUGGACACGCCAGGCUUUGGUGAUGCUGUCAACAACACUGAGUGCUGGAAGCCGGUGGCCGACUACAUCGACCAGCAGUUUGAGCAGUAUUUCCGUGAUGAAAGUGGCCUCAACAGGAAAAACAUCCAGGACAACCGCGUCCACUGCUGCAUUUACUUCAUCUCGCCCUUCGGCCACGGGCUCCGGCCCAUGGAUGUGGAGUUCAUGAGAGCCCUGCACCAGCGGGUGAACAUCGUGCCUGUGCUGGCCAAGGCUGACGCCCUGACCCCCGCCGAGGUGGAGCGAAUGAAGAACAAGAUCCGGGAGGAGAUCGACCACUACGGCAUCCGCAUCUACCAGUUCCCUGAGUGCGACUCAGAUGAGGAUGAGGAGUUCAAGCUGCAGGACCAGGCGUUGAAGGAGAGCAUCCCUUUCGCUGUCAUCGGCAGCAACACAGUUGUGGAGGCCAAAGGCCGGCGUGUCCGCGGGCGCCUCUACCCCUGGGGCAUUGUGGAAGUGGAGAACCUGUCCCACUGCGACUUCGUGAAGCUGCGGACGAUGCUGGUGAGGACCCACAUGCAGGACCUCAAGGACGUGACGCGGGAAACCCACUACGAGAACUACCGCACGCAGUGCAUUCAGAGCAUGACCCGCAUGGUGGUGAAAGAGAGGAACCGCAACAAGCUGACCCGGGAGAGCGGGACGGAUUUCCCCAUCCCUGUCAUCCCCCCGGUGCCGGAUGCGGAGACAGAGAAGCUCAUCCGGGAAAAGGACGAGGAGCUGCGGCGGAUGCAGGAGAUGCUCCAGAAGAUCCAGAAGCAGAUGAAAGACUCGCACUAGCCCCCUCCUCCUCCUCCUGCCCACCCCCCCCCCAUCCCCCAGAUCAGAAAUGUUUACAUCACGCUCCAUCCUGCCCCG